This is a messenger RNA of Vespa crabro (European hornet), 4041 nucleotides long. It is a transcript of the gene Ance-3, whose product is annotated as angiotensin-converting enzyme. Gene Ontology annotation, molecular function: peptidyl-dipeptidase activity; metallopeptidase activity. The coding region runs from base 516 to 2285 and encodes 589 amino acids. Gene Ontology annotation, biological process: proteolysis. The record is from RefSeq and is a predicted model, not a curated record. The transcript is spliced from 11 exons. Gene Ontology annotation, cellular component: plasma membrane. Lineage: Eukaryota; Metazoa; Arthropoda; Insecta; Hymenoptera; Vespidae.
GUGCUACCGUAAACAAUGGCAGUCUUUCAAAGUAUCAGUCGAGCGGCCGUUGUCAACGUGAGAACUCAAAGCUGUCGCAAUCAACGAGUUAGUCCUCUUCUCUCGUCUCAUCCACGACUCUUUGUCAUUUACUUCUACUUACUUUAGCCCUCUUCUUCUCCGCUUCAUCUUUUUCUUCGUAGGACAGCGUCUCGUCUUUGACGGAACGAACAAGGAGAAAAACUGUAUGGAUCCUGGAAGGUGUGAGUAAUACGCAUCUCCCCACCUUCCAUACCACGGAUGACCUCCUAGUGGUUGCGUUCGAACUACCUCACAGGAAUAAAUGUACAUUUGCCGGCAGACACGAGGCUUUUAGUGACGACUUGACGAAACGCGUCGACCGUGUGCUGCGUCUUCUUCUUCGACGUGUCAAGAUUCCUAAAGGAGGUGCUAAGAAGAUAAUUUUCGAGGUCGAUUCGGGACCGACUGAUGAUCAUCGGUUGUGAACAUUCACCCUGAGAUAUUGAGUGCAGAUAAUGGAACUUGUACGAUGGUCAACGUCCGGUAUUGUUAUGUCGUCCACAGCGCUAUUUCUCUUUCUCUUAUCGUUUGUAAGCGCACAAUUGGAUCUGCGUGAGUCAAAUGGCGACGGAUUUGGACGUCAACUUCCUUCAAACGAAUUGGAUUACCGAAAUAUUUUAGCGAGAUUAGAUUUUCUCGGUGCUGAACGAUGCAGUGCAAAUGUAGCUGCUCAGUGGGGCUAUGAAACCGACAUCAACGAAUAUACACAAUUGCAAGCACUCGAAGCCCAGCAACUGUACGCUGAUUUUCAAAAUCAAGCUUGGCAGCUGAUCUCUAGAAUUGACACCAACAAUAUAAGGGAUCCAAUAAUAAGACGUCGACUAAGAUAUCUCUCCGUAGUUGGUCCAUCAGCUCUUCCUUUAGACCAAUUAGACAGAUAUAAUCGAAUAAUUAACGAUAUGCUCGCAAUUUACAAUGGAGCGACCAUAUGCGCGUACAACGAUCCGUUUAAUUGUGGACUUCGUUUGUACCCAGAUAUCGCUGGAAUCAUGGCGAAAAGUCGAAAUUGGGAUGAACUGCAAUACGUGUGGACGGAAUGGAGAAGACGUAGCGGUGCUCCAAUGAGAGAUCUUUAUCAGCAACUAGUAACAUUAAACAACGAAGCAGCCAAAUUAAACAAUUUUUCGGAUGCUGCACAGUAUUGGAUGUUCCCUUAUGAAUCUCUGGACUUUGAACAAGAAAUUGAAAAUGUAUGGGAAAUUAUUAGACCACUUUAUGAAGAACUUCAUGCUUACGUUAGGAAAAAGUUGAGAGAUUUAUAUGGGCCUGAAAAAAUCAGUGGACACGCGCCACUUCCCUCUCACGUAUUAGGAAAUGUAUGGGCUCAAUCAUGGAUGAACAUCCAAGAUAUAACAAUUCCUUACCCCGGUAAAAACUAUUUAGAUGUUACACCAGAAAUGCAAGCUCAGGGUUACACGCCGAUAGAUAUGUUCCGAAUCGGUGAAGAAUUCUACUUAUCCUUAAACCUGAGCGCUAUGCCACCAGAAUUCUGGGCAGGUAGCAUUAUCGUCGAUCCCGGUAAUCACCCCUUGAUUUGUCAAGCCUCGGCAUGGGAUUUCUGCAAUCGUCUAGAUUACAGAAUCAAGAUGUGUACGAAGAUUACCAUGAAAGAUCUCAUCACCGUACAUCACGAGAUGGCUCAUAUUCAGUACUUUUUACGAUACAGUGGACUUCCUCGUGAAUUUCGAGAUGGUGCUAAUCCAGGCUUCCACGAAGCUAUCGGUGAAGCUGUGGCACUGAGUGUAGCUACUCCGCGUCAUCUUCAGACUUUGGGAUUAGCAAACAAAUACAUCGACGAGCCUGCGGCUGAUAUUAAUUAUCUCUUUUCCUUGGCCAUGGAAAAAUUGGUCCUUCUUCCGUUCAGCCUCGCCGUGGACAAAUGGCGAUGGGACAUUUUUCGUGGCUACAUCAAUCGAGAAGAAUAUAAUUGUCACUGGCACAGAUUGAAGGAACAAUAUAGCGGCGUGAAACCACCUGUCCUCAGAUCCGAAGAUGAUUUCGACCCUGGUGCAAAGUAUCACAUUCCCGCUAAUAUUCCAUAUAUUCGAAAUUUCGUGGCUGGAAUCCUUCAGUUCCAAAUCUACCGUGCUCUAUGUCAGGCUGCAGGCCAAAGAUUUCCCGAUGAUCCACGAAGACCACUGCAUAAAUGUGACUUUUAUAGAAGUCCCGAAGUUGGAAGACUUCUCGGAUCCAACGAAUUUACAUCGAAUAUUUCCGUACAAUGAAGCAAUGUUCUUAUUAUUAUGUGUCUCGAUCUCGCGUCGAUAAAAUUAUCUAACGCAUUCGUGUAACUCUCCGAGCGGACGAAGGAAGAAGAAAGAAUAUGAAUCGUGACAAACAAGACAAUAGGCAAAGCGAGAGAAGGGAAACUGGAGAAAGAAACGGUUCAAUGAUACCGUCUCUUCCAUCCCCAACGUCCAUUACUUGGAAACUUCGAACCUUCACUGGUUCCUUCUAAGAUGGUGGAAAGCGAUAAAUCGCGGGAACUGCUUGGAUUGAGCGCAUUUCACGAGGAAAACGAACAUUCUCAUUUACACGCUCUGCUGCCGUACACGAUCGUGCGAUUGUAAAUAAAAAAAUUUAAAAAAGCAGAAAGAAAAUGAAAAAAGUCAUUAGGCCGAACACCUCUAUUUAUCGUCAAAUCAAAAAACGAAUAAAAUCAAGAUAUCUAUCACCGAUACACUUUCUAAUUCUGGUACAAUUAUUAUAUAAUCAAAAUAUUGGUAUAUAAUUAGCUUUGUAAAUUAGAUCAUGAAUUUUGGUAGAAUAUUUUUUAAAUAAUUUACAGUCAUCUCUUCAGGCAACACAUAUCUAUAUCUAUAUAAUACUUAAAUAUGCAUAACAUGAUUAUCUCAUUUCUACAAAUAUUUCUCAUCUUCGUUGAUCUAUUAUCCUGCCGUAGUCCGAUUUUUAAAAUGUCAGCUAUCUGUGAAUAUCGCUUGCCUUAAUUAGCUAAAGCCACGAAAUUAUUACCCGAAUCUAGUUAGGCCAACCGUUUUAACCCGGGUCUUGACAUUUCAGUUUCAUUAAAAUUCAAGGUUAAAAUUCAUUGGAUACGACAAACCAGCCACAAAAAUCUAUUUAUCCAUGUAGAUUUUUACACAUUAUUACAUAUUACAACAAAAUCGAACAGCAUUCUUUCGAUAUGACAUAAAUAAGACGAUUUUUCAAAACGCUCUUAAAAUUCGUAUGAUUCAUAAUUUAUAAAAGAAUAAGUACGUGUUGCUAUUCAUUUUAAAGCUAAUCUGCACGAUUAAUUGACAAAAAGUAUUAAUCAUAGGAAAUUACGAAAUACUUUGAAGGAUAAUAUUCUUUUUCUUAAUUACUGUAUUAUAUGUAUAUAAUAUAGGUAAAUGUAGUUAUAGAUAUACAAUUUCUACAUAAAACGGGAAGUGAAUCAGCCAAGGUUACAGACUGAAAAGUACGUAGUAUAAGAAUAAUCCAAUCUAUCGAGGAGACUCACAAUAAUCACCGUCAGAUCGAUCAUCGAUCAGAUCGCCUACUUCGGCGGCAAUCUCCGGUAUUCGAUGUCUAUCUGGGUCACCGAGAGGAAAACCUUUAUUUCAUUUCGCAAUUUCGCUGCGGAUAGCCAGCAACUCUCGUCCUUCGACUUUUGUCACAAAGAUGAAACUAUCGAAAUUACGGUCUAUCAUACCAUUUUCUAAAGGUGAUCUUGUUACAUAGCGAUAUCUUAUACAACGUAAAUAAAUAAAAGAACGAAACGAAAUCGAAGUAAUAAUAUACGAAGAAAGACGUGAAAGUUGGACCGAAAAUUUCGAUGUAUAUAGCAAUCGUUCUACUAAGCAAGUAAAUAAUUAUAAUCAUUUACUUACGUGAUCCAUUUUCAACGAUAGAUUAAAAUUAUUGUGGUAAAAAUAUAUCUGUUCUUUUUGGAAGAAAAACAAAGACAGAUAUAAAUCAGUCGGUCAUCGACUAAAAAAAAAUGUUUUUACGGAUUAAUUAAGUAGAAUUUGGAAACGA